Messenger RNA from Populus euphratica (Euphrates poplar), 1554 nucleotides. RefSeq names its product F-box/LRR-repeat protein At3g26922-like. The transcript is spliced from 3 exons. Lineage: Eukaryota; Viridiplantae; Streptophyta; Magnoliopsida; Malpighiales; Salicaceae. Gene Ontology annotation, molecular function: protein binding. The coding region runs from base 81 to 1217 and encodes 378 amino acids. The record is from RefSeq and is a predicted model, not a curated record.
AAAAACAAAACAAAACGAAUCUCUCAAUUUCCCCUGUACUAUCUCGUCUCUGGCGAAAUUCCCAGUGUUGGUGAGAUAGAAUGGAAUCAAGGACUAGAAAGAGGUCAUCGCUGAACAACAAUGAAGACAAGAUCAGUACGCUGCCAAAUGUACUUCUCCAUCACAUUUUAUCUUUUUUGGACGCAGUGCAGGUUGUUCAAACCUGUGUUUUGUCCAAAAGAUGGAUGAAUGUGUGGAAAUCUCAUCCCUAUCUUGACUUCAAUUUUGAGACUUUUUCAUCCUUAAUAAGUUCAUAUUAUUAUGACGAUGACAUGAACAAUUUCACUGAUUUUAUCAGUCAUGUUUUACUACGUCGUAAUAACAUCGAUGUUUUUAAGCUUUCCUUAGAUACACGUCGUGAUUGUCAGUAUAGUGUGGUAGAAUCUCUGAUAUAUUAUGCAGUUAAACACCACGUGGAAGAGAUAUCUAUAAAUACUGUUCAUUGGGAUGUGCCCAUUGUGUUGCCUCGUUGUUUCUUUGACUGUGAAUCAUUGAGAAGCCUGAAAUUGAAAGUUGACGGUGGCCUAGCUUUGCCAAAAUCAUUGGGGUUGCAGUCUCUGAAGACAUUGCAUCUUGGUGGGGCUCAGAAUUUUGAUGGGAAGAUUUUCUCAAGUUGCCCGAAUCUUGAAAAUCUGACAAUUGAAGAUAUAUGCUUAAACGUGAUUGAAAACUUCAAUAUUCAUGCUCUUAGUCUGAAAAGCCUGGAAAUUUUGAAUUGGAGAUAUAAUAGAAUUAAGCAGGGGUGCAAAGUUAUGUUAGUUGCUCCUAAGCUUACCAGUUUCAAGUUUGAUGGGAACACUCCUCUUUUUUGGUCUGAAGUGAAUCUUACCUCUUUGGAUGAUGUAAAUGUAGUCUUGCAGAGAUACUAUUACAAUCAUUACUAUCCAUUCUAUGUAGUUGAAGAUGAAUACAUUUCAGAAGAAGAAGAAACUGAGCAGGGGCUUGGUCUCAAUCUCAUCAAGAUGCUUCAUCAGUUCUGCAGUGCAAAAUCUUUGACAUUAUCCAUGAAUAUCAUUGAGGUUCUCUCAAAGAUUCCGGCUGCUCUAAAUAAACAUCCUUCUCCAUUUUCCAAUUUGAAGUAUCUGAAGUUGAAAACUGACCACAAGGAUGUCACUUUUCCUGCCCAUGUUUUGAAUUACUUUCUUAGAAGCUCUUCUUUGCUGAAAGUAUGCUUCUAAUAUCUCCCAAGGUAAUCUAACAUCUCCUUCUACAUUCAAAGUUACUGUUGAUGCCACUUAAAUAAUAACUGCUUCAGUCUCACUCUAACAUGCCUUGUAAUUUCGUGGGCACAAAGCUGUGAAGCUAUAUGAAGGCAGUUCUUUCCAUUACCAUACACAUGUGAAUGUCUUUCAAGUGCUUAGGUACUCCUUUGACACCUGUAAUCUACAUUCUAAUUGAUUGUGGCUUGAUCCUUGUAGCAUACAGCAAUACAAUAUAUGAUGUUCUUUUUCCCACAAUCAUUGCUUGGUUAAUCCAAUAUAUUAGCUCUGAUUGAAAUCAGCAUUUUGCAUGAAA